AGUUGACGUUUUGGAAAAUUUACAUAUGGAUUUUACAUUGGCUAGGAGUACACAGGUUUGUUGGCCGGCGUGGACGUGUCCAGAAAAUUUUCUGCGACAAUGCCACCAAUUUUGUCGGUGCUUCCCGAAUGCUGCAGGAGUUCAGGGACCAUUUCAUUGCCAACCAGGAUGCCAUAACAGAGUUCGCAGCCACGCGUGGGAUCACCUUCUCGUUCAUCCCGCCCCGAGCGCCCCAUUUUGGCGGCCUAUGGGAGGCGGCCGUGAAAUCAGCAAAGGGAUUAAUGGUCAAGGCCGUGGGCAGCGCAGUGCUCCGACAGGACGAGUUGAACACCGUCUUGGUAGAAGUCGAAGCCAUUCUCAAUUCGAGGCCCAUCGUCGUGGACAGCUCCAACCCAAACGACGGCGAAGCAGUAACCCCAGCUCAUCUGCUGGUCGGAACAACGCUCGUUGCGCUGCCAUUCGUGUCAAGUCAGCCAGUAACAGACGACAAACUGAGCUACUUGAAGAGAUGGCAACUGAUAUCCGCCGUCAAGCAACGGUUUUGGGUAGACUGGCAAAAAGACUACGUCCUGAGCCUGCAACAACGACAGAAGUGGCUAAGCGAGAGCCACAAUAUACAAAUCGGAACAAUCGUCGUGGUCCACGAGGACAACAGUCCGCCUCAGCAGUGGCUAAUGGGAGUCAUCGAGGAGGUCAUCAAAGGCGAGGAUGGAAAAGUUCGCGUGGCGGUCGUCAGAACUAAAUCUGGCGUUUUUAAGCGAUCAAUACGUCGAUUAGCUCCUUUGCCUGUAAAUGAAUUUUGAAGCCUUGCAGCCGUUCAACGCGGCCGAUGUUAAGUCAUUUCAUGAAGUCCUACUAAUUAGAUAUAUAUUUAUAUGUAAUUAUAGUUAAACCAAUACUUUUAUGUUACGCUCGAAUUGAAGUACUACUCUUAAGCUAACAUUACGCUCUUUAAUAGUCGCUCACUUGCAUAUUGAAAUUCGCUCAUUCUCCAAUUAUCUAUUGUUAUCUAUGAUUUGCAUGCUUACAUAUACACGCGCAAUUAUGCCAGCGCUUAGCUUAAGAACAAAUAUGGAAAAUUAUAACGAUCACUUGA
Drosophila ficusphila is the source of this 1096-nucleotide messenger RNA. RefSeq lists its product as uncharacterized. Bases 129 to 803 code for a protein of 224 amino acids. Gene Ontology annotation, molecular function: nucleic acid binding. The transcript has 2 exons. Lineage: Eukaryota; Metazoa; Arthropoda; Insecta; Diptera; Drosophilidae. The record is from RefSeq and is a predicted model, not a curated record.